This is a messenger RNA of Phalaenopsis equestris, 3253 nucleotides long. RefSeq names its product katanin p80 WD40 repeat-containing subunit B1 homolog. Lineage: Eukaryota; Viridiplantae; Streptophyta; Magnoliopsida; Asparagales; Orchidaceae. Gene Ontology annotation, cellular component: katanin complex. The transcript is spliced from 18 exons. The record is from RefSeq and is a predicted model, not a curated record. Bases 370 to 2889 code for a protein of 839 amino acids. Gene Ontology annotation, biological process: microtubule depolymerization; microtubule severing. Gene Ontology annotation, molecular function: microtubule binding.
CUCAGCUCUUUUUGAACCUUCGUAGCCUUCUCGCCCUCUUCACGAAAGCUCCUUUUCUUCUUCCCCCUCUCCUCGAACUUUAAAACACAACAUCAGCUCGAAAACAGGAAGAAGGUUCCUCCUUUUCGUUCUUUUCAACCGAUUCUGCAGUCUCGUCAUCGGCAUCCUUUGAUUUGCGGCAUUGGUUUCUCUUUUGAUUUACCACGGAGAGAGAAAUGUUGAUUUUUUGUGCCGAGAUCUGUCGCCGACAGGAGUUACUUCAUCUGAGAUGAGAAAGGUGGAAGCUUCCGCGAGUUUUGGCUUAGAUUUCGGAAAGGGGAGAAGAAACAGUAGGCGAGGAUUUAGUGGCAGCUUCGUCGCAGAUUAAUAAUGACCACUAAACGCGCCUACAAGCUGCAAGAAUUUGUGGCUCAUGCUUCCAACGUGAACUGCCUCAAGAUAGGAAGGAGGACUUCUAGGGUUCUUGUCACUGGAGGGGAAGAUCAUAAGGUCAAUCUUUGGGCUAUUGGGAAACCAAAUGCCAUAUUGAGCCUCUCAGGCCAUACAAGUGCCGUGGAAUCGGUCAGUUUUGAUUCUUCUGAAGUGUUGGUGGCUGCAGGAGCUGCAAGCGGAACUAUAAAGUUGUGGGAUUUAGAGGAGGCAAAGAUUAUCCGAACUCUAACGGGUCAUAGGUCAAAUUGCAUAUCUGUUGACUUUCAUCCGUUUGGGGAAUUUUUUGCUUCCGGGUCAUUAGACACCAAUCUUAAGAUCUGGGAUAUUAGAAGAAAAGGGUGCAUUCAUACUUAUAAAGGUCAUACUCGUGGGGUUAAUGCUAUUAGAUUUACACCAGAUGGUCGCUGGGUUGUUUCUGGAGGCGAAGACAACAUUGUUAAGCUAUGGGAUCUUACUGCUGGGAGGCUAUUACAUGAUUUUAAGUGCCAUGAGGGUCAGAUUCAGUGCAUAGAUUUUCAUCCACAUGAGUUUCUCUUGGCAACAGGGUCAUCUGAUAAAACAGUCAAGUUUUGGGACCUAGAAACUUUUGAGUCAAUUGGUUCCGCUGGACCUGAGACUUCUGGCAUCCGUUCUAUGACUUUCAAUCCCGAUGGAAGAACUCUGCUUUGUGGGCUACAAGAAAGCUUGAAGGUUUUUUCAUGGGAGCCACUACGAUGCCAUGAUUCGGUGGACGUGGGAUGGUCGAAAUUGUUAGACAUGAAUGUUCAUGAUGGAAAACUUCUCGGAUGCUCAUAUAAUCAAAGUUGUGUUGGGGUAUGGGUUGUAGACAUUUCGCGCCUUGAGCCAUAUGAAGUUGCUAGCAUUGCUAAAUCAAGUAGUCAAUCUGACUCCAAAUCUUCUUCAAGCAGUACUUCACCAUUUCAACAAACUGAUAACAGCAUGAAGGCCAGUGUUGGGAGGCUAUCAAUUUCUCAAAAUUCGGAUGCUUUAGCUAAGGAAACAAAACUUGUUACAUCUACUGGAAAUGUCCUUGGUACUUCUCAAAAACCUGUACUAAAUGCUGGUGCUAAAAUGGCUACUGUAAAUUCAUCAACCAACACAACCUCAACGCCAGGUGGUGUAAGCCUAAAAAGAAGUAUUCCCAAGGGAAAUAGUACUAUUGGUAUGCAGACAAAUAACAAAACUGAUGUGGUACCUGUCAUUGUUCCCAGAACCAGUGCAAGGCAAGAACAAGUUGCAGAACCUAGAAAAGAAAUUGGUGCUGAAAGAAAAGAACCGGUUAUUGAAUCUAAAAAAGAAACUGUUGCUGAAAGAAAAGAAUUGGUUACUGAAUCUAGAAAAGAACCAGUUAUUGAAUCUAGAAAAGAAACUGUGGCUGAAAGAAAAGAAUUACUUACUGAAUCUAAAAAAGAAGUUGCUGGUGUAAAAACAGUAACUUAUAACAUCCAGUCAAAGACAACUGAUUCCCGUAGACCACUAACUUCCAGAGAUACUUCUGACAGAGUAAACAUUCCUAUUCAUUCUGGACUCUUGGGCAGUAGAAAUGGUGAUGAUGGUAUUACAGACCAGGAUUUGUUGACUGCUGCAAAUGGUGUAAAUCAUCCAUCAACUAACACUGAAAGAAGAGUGGAUGCAGUUAGGAGUAUUGGAAAUGUGAAGUUGAGAGAUAAUCAAUCUGUGGAGCCAAGCACAAGCUAUCAACAUGAAACUUAUGACAUAAGAGUGCAUAAAUCAAGAGAUUCAAGCUCCUUGGAAAUGCCAAGAGGAGCAAGAACAAGAACACUUGUACAAAAUUGGGAAAGGCGGGAUGGCUCUUCUGGAUUUGAAGGCCCACCUAGAUGCAAUUCUUCUGAUAGUUUUCUUUCUGGAAUGAACGGGUCUUACACAAUGAGAGUACGUCCUCCAACUGUGGGCAAUGAAACUGUUUCUGCUAGUGAUGAGGAUGCUAUUGCUGAUUUAUUGGACCAUCAUGGAGAGUUCAUUGACACUGCACAGUCUCGCUUGAGAAAAUUACAAGUGUUGCAGCAACUUUGGAGGAGGAAGGAUGUAAAGGGUCUUCUCAGUGCAUUGGGAAAGAUGUCUGAUUAUGCUGUCUCUUCAGAUUUUAUCAGUAUUUUAAUGGGAAAAAGUGAUAUCAUUACUUUGGAGUUGUGCACUUGCCUUUUACCACUUCUGUCAUGUCUUCUAGACAGUAAGAUUGAUAGGCAUUUGGACAUCUCCCUUGAAAUGCUGCUGAAGCUUGUCAAAACCUUUGGUUCUGUAAUUAAUUCAACAUUAUCAGCCUGUUCAUCUGUUGGCGUUGACCUACAAGCCGAGCAAAGGUUAGACCGUUGCAAUAUAUGCUUCGUUGAGUUAGAAAAGGUUAAGCAGAGCCUCCUGCCUCUUACCAGAAGAGGGGGAUCAAUCGCGAAGUCUGCACAGGAGCUGAACCUCGCCUUACAACAAGUCUCACAUUAAGGCGAACCCGUGCGGCUCUAUUUUCAAUAUGUACAUGUCUUAUUGAUCUACAACUUUCCCAAAACUUGUCGCUACAGAAGCCUUUGCGAAUUAGGAGAUCAGUAACUCUGUGAUUUAUAGAACUACUCUCCAGAGGCCAGAAGGGGGAGUGAGAUUCUAACCUGUUCUAACAGAUUGCUUCCUAGAAAAGCAUGUAUCAUCCACAUUUAACAAAGAUGAUCAUAUAGUAGAAUCUUGUUCUUGUUCUUUAUUUGUACUUUUAUUAUAUUUUAUUUUUAUUUUAAUUUUUUGGAAUUGAGGGUCUAAGUGAUCAAAUAUCAAUUAUCAUUGGUUAGUUUUUUGACAGGAGAGUUGUGGGUGUAUU